UAGAUAUUCAAACGCUACCGAUAUGGUAAAGUGAAAGUAGUUUGCAUUGUAAAAUUUUUGCUGUUACUGGUCUCGUUUUCUACUGAUGAGUAAUUCAGAUGAGAUCAGCCGUGGAUAUUAGACGGUGGGUUAUCUGGUAAUGAUCUGACUUACUGGAGGUGGGUCGUACACGUAGCAACACUUCGCCACGAGUUACGUCCCUUUGCGGGGUCAGCCAAAGGUCAGUCGGACGUUGUUACUUUCAAUUUUAGCCAAUUACCAAGUUUUCAUACAAGUGAAUGAGUUGCCCCAAUCUGGGGCAUUAUUGUAGUUGACUGCAAUUGAUGGGAAAAUAACAGUUGUCAAAGCUACAGAUAGGAAAAUUACAAAGGCCAACAUAGGGAAAUAUGAUUGGCGGACAAGGGACGUAACUUGCGCGAAGUGUUGAUACAUUCAACGAUGCAUUCGGAUUCCUUAGAGCGAUGAUGAUAAAUAUUGAUCAGGAAAAUACAAUCUUCAUGAACAAAGUAUUUGUCUACGGGACGCUAAAAAAUGGACAGCCCAAUUUCUUCCGCUUGAUGGAUCCUGAUUCUGGUUCGGCAACAUUUGUCAAUGAAGGGCGAACUGUCGACAAGUAUCCUCUGGUGAUUGAGAGGUCGUGGAAUCUGCCCUGUCUCCUAAACGAACCAGGAACUGGAAUGGUAGAUAUCAGAGGGAAUGUCAAAGGUGAAAUUUAUGAUGUGGAUGAAAAGAAAAUGAAGUUUCUGGAUUACUUUGAAGACCAUCCAGACAUGUACAGAAGAACUCUCAUUUCAGUGGAACAUAAAAGUUCUGUUAAAACUCAACCCAAUGUUCCAGAUUCUCACACAGGUACUCCAAAUUCCCAAGAAAACCAACCGAGCACUCAUUCUUGUACAGUUGCUCCAAAUUCCCAAGCAAGCCAACCGAGCUCUCGUUCUGAGUGCUGGUGCUAUUUUUAUAAUCAUGAUGGGUCUCUCUCUGAACUUCCUCACAUGGAUAAUUAUGAUUCUAAAGGGAAUCAUGGAUUAGAGUAUGACAGAAGUGUGGAUGUGGAAUUUGAUAAUUGAAAUCCUGAUAUUUCAUUGGUUCAAAGAUGAAGAGCUCAUGUACGAUUUCUUUAUUUUGUAUUUCGUGUGAUGAUAUAUUUUCAUUCUUUAAACAUCUGUAUGCGCUAAACUGGGUUAAAUGUGAGGGAAAAUAAUCCUUCAUUAUUUACUUGUGUGGGAUUGGGAAAUCCCACCUCUGGAAGAAGAUUCGCUGUCUAGGACUCAACAAAGCAUCAUCCUAGACUGAGAAUAUUGUCCCUCCGAUGGAAUUCCCUAUCUCACACUCGUACUAAAGAAGGAUCCUAUGGAUUUUACUACAUUAAAAUCAGGUGGAGUAACCUUAAUAAAGCACGUUUCUGCGGUUA
This is a messenger RNA of Ostrea edulis (European flat oyster), 1411 nucleotides long. RefSeq names its product gamma-glutamylaminecyclotransferase-like. Lineage: Eukaryota; Metazoa; Mollusca; Bivalvia; Ostreida; Ostreidae. The transcript is spliced from 3 exons. The record is from RefSeq and is a predicted model, not a curated record. Gene Ontology annotation, molecular function: gamma-glutamylaminecyclotransferase activity. Bases 462 to 1067 code for a protein of 201 amino acids.